Molecule: messenger RNA, 483 nt
Organism: Peronospora belbahrii
Lineage: Eukaryota; Oomycota; Peronosporomycetes; Peronosporales; Peronosporaceae
Source: the annotation of a GenBank genome assembly
AUGAAAGACACGGGAUACGGUCUUUUGAUUCGAAGUUUGGAUUGUAUUGCAGAAAGAAGAGCUGGGACGGAGACUACCAGCAACAUGUUGGCCAGUUUCAGUAUGUUCACGUUUGCAGGUAGUCUCCGAGUUGCGGCAAUGUCCUGUCUCGAUACAAUGGUGAAUUCAAUCUAUCGCACGGGCUCACGUCAAGCCCACGGUGGUAGAGAUAGGAUGUUGUGUCACGUGGACGGCUGUGACCAUCAACAACCGAUAAUAGGCCGAUGUCGGGCUUACGGCUGUCGGACGUCGUGUGAAAUGAAAGGUGUGCGAGAAGUUUUCUCCGAGCAGGGAUGUAUUGCGCUCACAGUGGCGAAGAGGAGUAAAGUAGAAUGCGUUGUACUUGGAUGGAACAAGUCAACACCCGCUGCAGUAUUGGACGGCGUACAAUAUCUGAGCGUUGUACAUGAUACCUUUGACUGCGGUAAAAUGUGUGAAUCAUAG